Molecule: messenger RNA, 2092 nt
Organism: Misgurnus anguillicaudatus (oriental weatherfish)
Lineage: Eukaryota; Metazoa; Chordata; Actinopteri; Cypriniformes; Cobitidae
Gene: rangap1a
Product: RAN GTPase activating protein 1a
Biological process (GO): activation of GTPase activity; nucleocytoplasmic transport; signal transduction
Cellular component (GO): nucleus; cytosol; perinuclear region of cytoplasm
Molecular function (GO): GTPase activator activity; small GTPase binding
Source: RefSeq, a predicted model, not a curated record
AACAGAAAAUUUCCAUAAAAGACUAACGCUGAGAAACAUUGAACUACAAAUCCCAUGAGUCAUUGCGCGGCCGCCCUAAUGGCGUCAUCAGUGUGAGCGGGAGAAAGCGUUGCAGAAUCGCACCUAACGUUAAAGCUAAAACACAUCAGACACUCCGGUUGAUGUCAGGAUGGCAUCUGAUGAUGUGAGACAGCUCGCAGACUCAUUGGCUAAAACUCAAGUCACUGAAGGAGAACUGAGUUAUAAAGGACGAGGACUCAAACUGGACAAUGCACAGUCUGUGGAUGAGAUGGUAAAGGAGAUUGUGAAGUUUGAUGGUCUGCGGGCGCUCAGACUGGAGGGAAACACCGUUGGUGUGGAGGCUGCACAGACCAUCGCUAAAGCCCUGGAGAACAAGAAGGACCUACAGUGCUGUUACUGGAGCGAUAUGUUCACCGGCCGUCUGCGACCUGAAAUUCCACCUGCGCUGGUGUCUUUGGGUGAAGCGAUCGUCACGGCCGGCGCUCGGCUGAAGGUUCUGGACCUGAGCGAUAACGCUUUUGGACCUGAUGGAGUUAAAGGUAUUGAGAAGCUGCUGAAGAGCACCGCCUGCCACUCGCUGGAGGAACUGCGUCUGAACAACUGUGGAAUGGGCAUUGGUGGAGGAAAGAUUCUGGCGGAGGCUCUGACGGUGUGUCACAAGGAAUCGACUGCAGCCGGCGCUCCUCUGCGGUUGAAGGUGUUCAUCGCCGGCAGAAACCGACUGGAGAAUGAUGGAGCCACAGCGCUUGCGAAGGCGUUUCAGCUGAUUGGUAGUCUGGAGGAGGUGCACAUGCCCCAGAACGGAAUAAAUUACCCAGGAGUCUCUGCUUUAGCCACAGCUAUGAAGCACAAUCCUCAGUUGCGUGUCCUCAAUCUCAACGACAACACCUUCACCAAGAAAGGAGCUAUAGCCAUGGCCGAGGCACUGAAACACUUAAGGAAUGUGCAGGUGAUAAACUUUGGUGACUGUCUUGUACGUUCAGAAGGAGCUUUUGCCAUCGCAGAGACUGUGAAAGAUGGACUGCCACUGUUAAAGGAGUUGAAUCUUUCAUUUGGUGAAGUGACUGAAGACGCUGCUUUGGAGGUGGCUCGAUCAGUUCAACACAAAGAUCACUUAGAAAGACUCGACUUGAACGGUAACUGUUUAGGUGAAGAAGGUUGUGAUAAACUUCGAGAGCUCACAGAAAGCAUGAAGUUGGGUCAGAUACUCGGAUCUCUGAGUGAUGAUGAGGGAGAACCUGAGGAAGAUGAAGAAGAUAGUGAGGAUGAAGAUUUGGAGGAGGAAGAAGAAGAAGAGGAGGACGGAGAGGAGGAGGAAACACACAAUGAAUCAGAUCUGUUUCAAACUCCUCCGUCAGCACCUCGACCACCAGAUGUCUCCUCUUUUCUCAGUUUUCCAUCUCCAGACAAACUCCUGCGACUCGGAGAAAAGAGAAGCACACUUAUUCAGCAGCAGGUGGAUGUUCAGGAUGUAAACAGGAUAGCAGAAGUGUUUCUGAAGAUCUCAUCCGUAUAUAAAGAGGAUGAUGUUCAGGUGAAAUCAGCUGUACUGGAGAGUAUCGAUGCUGUGAUGAAGAAAGCUUUCUCCACACCUUCAUUCCAGCCCUUGAUUUUUGUCUCCUCAUUGCUGGUGAUGCUCGGACUGCUGAAGAGUGAAGAUAAGUUAAAGCCGGUGAGGGUUGUAUCAGGACAUCUACAGUGUUUGGAGCAUGCAGUAAAACAGAGUUAUUUCCCUAAAGAGCACAUCACAGUUCUCAAUGCUUUCAUGUCCAGACAGAAUAAAUCACUGGAGUCAUGCGGCAGCGCUCGAGAUCGACUGAAAUCCACACUACAGAAACUCACAGCAGAGAGCUAAACACACAAUCACACACACAAACAAUUAUACACACAAUAAUGAUUGUGAACACAUUUCUGUAUUCUUCUGUAUUUUAAGCUGAAAUGAUUUCAUAGUAAUGUUAUCAGAUUUUCACGUGUUUAUUACCUCAUCUGACUCCUGCCGCCUUAUGCGUUGACUCCAUUCAUUGUGGAAAACACAUUUACAAACAGUAAAAGAUCUUUGGAAAAAGUAAAA